Molecule: messenger RNA, 1288 nt
Organism: Jatropha curcas
Lineage: Eukaryota; Viridiplantae; Streptophyta; Magnoliopsida; Malpighiales; Euphorbiaceae
Biological process (GO): protein retention in ER lumen
Cellular component (GO): membrane
Molecular function (GO): ER lumen protein retrieval receptor activity
Source: RefSeq, a predicted model, not a curated record
UUAAUUGCGUAAGACUAAUUUAUCAAAAUUUCCUAAAUACAAAUUAGAAAUAUGGAUAAAUAAAUAAGCUCUUUUCCCUUCCGGCCUUCUGUUCUUCUCCACAUUUGAUUAAUUAAGAAAAGUCAAUCAAACCCUAAAAAUUUCCAUUAUUGAUUCUCCAUUAUUUUCCGUCACUUCUUCUCCGAGAAAAGUCGAUCGAAUUAUACGAUGAGGCCGCAGAGGAGGCCAAUCCACGUCGUAACGACAUGGGUGCGGCGACAACCACCAAAGGUCAAGGCUUUUUUGGCAGUGGUGGCAGGGAUGGCGGCUCUUGUGCUACUUCGAUUCAUCGUACAUGACCAUGACAAUCUCUUCGUGGCUGCUGAGGCUGUCCACUCCAUCGGUAUCUCUGUUCUUAUAUAUAAGCUUAUGAAGGAGAAAACUUGUGCAGGGCUAUCACUUAAGUCCCAGGAAUUGACAGCUAUGUUUUUAGCUGUCAGGCUGUAUUGUAGCUUUGUGAUGGAAUAUGAUAUACAUACCCUACUUGAUUUAGCUACAUUGGCUACAACUCUGUGGGUUAUUUAUAUGAUCCGUUUUAAAUUGAAGUCUAGUUACAUGGAAGAUAAAGAUAACUUUGCGAUAUAUUAUGUGGUGGUGCCCUGUGCUAUUCUAGCCUUGUUUAUUCAUCCAUCAACAUCUCAUAACUUAAUCAACAGGAUUUUGUGGGCGUUUUGUGUAUAUCUGGAAGCUGUCUCUGUACUACCUCAGUUGCGAGUUAUGCAGAAUACAAAGAUUGUUGAACCAUUUACAGCGCAUUAUGUAUUUGCAUUGGGUGUUGCAAGGUUCUUGAGCUGUGCCCAUUGGGUUCUCCAGGUUUUAGAUACUCGCGGACACUUGCUGGUGGCCUUGGGAUAUGGAUUAUGGCCAUCUAUGGUUCUCAUCUCAGAAAUUGUCCAGACUUUCAUCUUAGCAGACUUCUGUUAUUAUUAUGUUAAAAGUGUUUUUGGAGGACAGCUUGUUCUCCGUCUUCCCUCAGGAGUGGUGUGACUGAAGAUUCUCUUUUGCUAUGGUCCUUAGGCAACGUUGUUGCAAAAGAUUAAUGUUUCCAAGCUAUGUUGCAAUUUUUUUUUCCCCUGUACGGGGUUCUCCUUUUAACUUAUCACUGGAAGUGGAUUGGUUGUAAAUUUGGGAUGCAAAAAUUCAGAUCUACAUUUAUAUUUGAGAAACAUAAUUUUCAUAGUUGGAUUAACUUAUUUUGUCAAUUUUGAUCCUAUACUAAAGUCUAUGGACCAGUUCUCUGCCUUGCUUA